Molecule: messenger RNA, 715 nt
Organism: Punctularia strigosozonata HHB-11173 SS5
Lineage: Eukaryota; Fungi; Basidiomycota; Agaricomycetes; Corticiales; Punctulariaceae
Exons: 5
Coding region: 371-571 (66 amino acids)
Source: RefSeq, a predicted model, not a curated record
CGCGGCCUUACUCAAGCUAUCGGUGUCAAUGCCUCUACAAUCUCUGGUACCGAAGUUUCCGCCUUGUCCAUUCAGGUCCCCUUCAACCGCAUGCAUACACCAUGAGGCCGAGCUACAUACGGGGGAAAUUGCCCGUUGGCAGCCGGAUUUUUGGGAUAUUUCUUCGUACAAAGUAUGAGUCGAACACCGACACCGUAUCUCGAUCAGCAUUCAGCGAGCCGACAUUGUCUUGAAGCCUCUGCAUCAGCCUACUCUGCAUGACACCCUAUAUGCACGCGCCUUGUCACCUCUAACUCAUGCGUGCAACGAGUCGUUUGGAUGCGCGGCGUGACACGACGAAGGCCCGAUCUCCAGCCACAGAUGGGCAAGGAUGCAAGAUGCGGACGGCGGAAUGCGUGGCACCUCCAUAAACCCGGCGACGCUCCGUCGCCGGAAUGACAUCCACUCCUGGACCGCGUUCACGCUUCCAUCGCUAAUUCCUACGCGUUACCCUUGCCAUCUAAGCGCCCGACCUCAUCGAUUGGAUCUUAAAGCUGCGUCCAAGCGCAUCACGUUGAGCUCUCGGAAGUAACGCGUCCGGCGGAAUGCGCACGGCAGGCCGAUUGAGUAGCGGCGGCACCAUGAAGAUCUAGUGUCGGUGCCAACUCAAAGAUGACACCCCGCGCUCUCGACAACUGAUCGGAAAUCACGUCUCCACGUACCCUCAACCAUACCC